This is a messenger RNA of Scophthalmus maximus (turbot), 1841 nucleotides long. RefSeq names its product rab GTPase-activating protein 1-like. Lineage: Eukaryota; Metazoa; Chordata; Actinopteri; Pleuronectiformes; Scophthalmidae. Bases 449 to 1498 code for a protein of 349 amino acids. The transcript is spliced from 8 exons. The record is from RefSeq and is a predicted model, not a curated record.
GAACCUGUUACAGCCCAUACACCUGCAACACACACUCACGUCACAUAACACUGUGUGUGCGUGUGUGUGUGUGAGUGUUUCUCACUGCUGCUUACAGGUGACAGUGUGUGUGUACUGUAAGUGUAGCUGCACCUCACCUGUCGGGAAUUAUCUCUUUCUGUUCUUCACCUUUGGACUGCGAGCUGAGUUUCCGUGUGUCCGGACCACUUGGACUUUAUCCCGACUGUGCUCUUUUUAUUCCUGUUUACACUCUGGUGCUGGAUCGACCGCUCGCCUGCGUCACUGCGGGUGAAAACAAGACAGCUUCAUCUCUCUGAACUCGUCUGCCAACGCUUCUCGAUUUCUGUUGUUUGGAGUUGGAGGCUUUCGUCUGCAAAAAAAAGACAGCGAUUGUUUGUGUGUCCGUGCGAGUGGGAUCAGCUCCUGGAGCUGGGCGCGUUUGGGCAAGAUGAUGGAGGAGGUGUCCACGAUGAUGGCGUACGAUGCCCAUGUCAUGGAGCAGAUGAGCGAGGAGGAGAUCCUGGCCUGCCUGGUGGCCGAAACAGGACCUAAGUUCACAGUCCCGACAAAGAAAGCUAAACUGCGGGAGAGCCGGCUUCAAAUAAUGGAUCCCGAGGAAGACGCCUUGGACGAAUACCUGAAGGAAAACCGUCGGCUUCAGCAGACCAGCCUCCGUCUGGAGCAGGAAAACGACAACCUGGCCCACAGACUGAUCACCAGCAAGGUCGCCCUGAGGAACGCCCUGGACAAGGCGGAGGACAAAGUGGACGACCUGACCAAAGACCUCCUGCAGACCAGACGUCGCCUGCAGGCCACAGAGGAGGAGAAGGCGGGCAAGGAGGAGGAAGCUGCGAUGCUGAAGGAAAUGUUCCGAAGAGAGCUGGAGAAAGCCGAGCAGCAAGUGAGAAGGUCGUCGGGCAUCAUCGCAGACUACAAACAGAUCUGCUCUCAGCUGGCAAACCGCCUGGAGAGGCAGCAGACCGCCCACACAGAGGAGCUGGAGUCGCUCAAGAGAGCAGUGCAGGCUUGUUCUCGGUGUCAGCGCACUGUGGAUGCGGAUGAACCGCCGGCCGCGGCCCGGGCGUCUCCGGAGGCCGCAGCUCGGACGGAGGGCCCCGGGACGGCCGACGCAGGCCGGCGUGAGGACAGCGCAGGUCCCACCAGGGCGGAGCAGACGAGGGAGGACCAGGAGAAGGAGUCCCUCAGGGCUCAGACGCGGGAGCUGGAGCAGGACUUGGCCCAGACCAAACUCCAGAUGGUGGAGGCCAAGUGCAGAAUCCAGGAGCUGGAGCACCAGAAGGGAAUCCUGGCCGGCCAGAUGCGCGCCGCGAAGGACAACUGGAUCAGCAAGGCCUUCACCUCCCUGCGCACAUCCGGCGGAGGGGGGACCAACGGCGUCGGCUUGCCCAGGGAAGACGCUCCUCCGGCGCCGGGCCGGAGCCUCCGCGGCGGAGAGAAGCUGCUGUGGCCUCACAGAGACAGUGGAGAGCGCGUGUGACCCCUGAGCUGUGCGCCACACCACGGACGGACUGAUCGGGCCUCUUUGAAUGUGAGCCGCUGCACAUAUGUGCAUUGAAUAGUGCAGCUGCUAUUUUCAUUUGUCCCUUUUGCACACUGGGGGGGCGACAAGGUGAGACCGGGAGAACACCCGAGAGCAGGAGCAGGUGAGGCCAGACGAGUUCCCGCCUCGUCUCCUCUCCACGUUCUCUCCGCGCGGGAAAAAGAAUGAACUUGUGCAUUUGCAGAACGAAUCCACGUGCCGCGUCAGCCUAGUGUUGUUAUAGACUCAUUUCGUUUGUCAACAAUUUUGAAUGCAAACAUUAAAGCAAGUAUGAAACUAG